This is a messenger RNA of Xenopus laevis (African clawed frog), 2946 nucleotides long. Its product is annotated as provisional ortholog of coiled-coil domain containing 50 L homeolog. The record is from RefSeq and is a predicted model, not a curated record. The transcript has 13 exons. Lineage: Eukaryota; Metazoa; Chordata; Amphibia; Anura; Pipidae. Bases 383 to 2119 code for a protein of 578 amino acids.
CUUGACCUAGUUCCUAGUUCUAAACUAUCUUCCCCAUUUCCAAAUACAAUAUAGAUUAGGGAUCAUUAAGGUUUGGGAAUGAUGUUGAUGGGGAUUAUGUCCCAGCGCGGCCUCCGUCUCUCCUGCUCCUUACAUUGUCAGAGAGGAGCUGUUUGAGUACUAGCAGCAGCAGCAGCAGCAGGAGGAGGAGGGAGGGGAAGGCAUCUCAGUCCGCCCAGCAGCGCGAUCCCAGGGAGGUGAAAAGAGUGGGUAUCAGCCGGCGGCCCGGCCCAGCUGUACGAACCGAGCCUUGGGACCCGCAUACAGUGAUACAGCUUCUAUAUUCAGGUUUCAUAGAUGUGAAUUAAGGCACCACCGGCUAAAAACAGUUAAAUAGCACAAUAUGACCCACAUUCCAAUAGACAAAUCCAAUCUUCCCCGGGUCAAUGAUGUUUGCCGUGACUUUGCAGUGCUGGAAGACGGUGCCCUGGCUCACUGCUUGCAGGAACAGGAGAUUGAACAGCACUACGCCUCUAACAUUCGGAAGAACAAACUUGUCCAGAAGGACAUCCGAAUUGCUAAGAAACUCCAGGAUGAAGAGGAUCUGCAGUGCAAGGUCUUCAGCCUAGAAAAGCAAAAAGAAAUUGAGGAACUGGACUCGGAAUAUGCUCGUGUCAUUCAAGAAGAACUCCAAAAAAAAGCCCAGGAGUGCUUGCAGAGAGAAGAGGAAGACAAGGAAAUAGCCAAACGUUUGCAGCAACUUGAGGAGGAGGAGCUGCACAGGAAGAGCUAUGACAGGUCCAUGGGAGAACACAACAGCCUGCAGCACCCGCAAUACCUGACCGCUUUGGACUGUGAGAAGGAGGAGGACGAGUACCUCUUCAAAAAUGAUAGUAAAAAUCAGCUAAAUGCAUCCGAUUACAGACUAGCACAGUGGAAUUCAGACCGAGACCAUAGCCUGAGACAGUGUGAGGAACCGCUCAGCAGCCUAAAUUCUGCUCAAAACAGAGUGUCCUUUGGGCAAGUUCUUUAUGACACUGACAAGGCUAAAAAUGGCAAGUCAGCAGAUCUAUGGAAAGAAGCAAGUUGUAGAGAACCAGUACAGGUUCCAUAUAGGCAUCCUAGAAAUACACUGGAAAGAAGCCCAUGCCAUCCAAGCUGCUCUGAGGCACAGCAUGUCCAUGAUAGGGAAAUGAGUCGGAAACAGGAGAAAAUAAGGGGGCACAGAGAAAAACACUGUAAGCAUAAUUCUGAGAGGUGCAGACGCUCAAGCUCAGACAGUGAUGACUGUCCUGAACAUUCAGUCAGGGACAAGCGAAGUCGACGCUCUCAGUGGAAUCAAACUAGAGAUCGCCACCAUCAUCAUCAUCGUCCCGAGAAUAACCUUUCCUCUAGGAUAUCAAGUCACGUUUUGAGAUCAGGUGAAGAAGAAGCAGCAAGGCCAACCUUUGAUAUAGAACCAUUAGAAUGGCAGAUGGCAGAUUUGCAGGUUCAGAACUCUGAUCAACUUCUGCAAGAUGAAGAAAUGGCUCGAAAACUACAGGAGGAAGAGGAGAAACACAUAGCUAAAAUGAAACUGCAGAAACAGCAGGAAGACUUUCGGGCUGCCCAGGUUGCACAAGAUGAGGAAAUUGCUAAGUACAUUCAGAGACAGGAGCUAAAAGCUCACAGGCGUUCGGAAGAGCUGGACCUGCAAAGAGAGAGUGAUGAUGACAGCAGCCUCUGUAGCUACUCUGAGAGGAGGUGCAUAGCACUUAAGAAUGAAGUGCCUUCUUGUAUCCACGGACGGCUGGAUUCGGAGGGCCUGUCUUCUCCUGCUGAAUGUCGCACCCCAGAAAGAAUGGAGAGUUCAAGAGCGGAAGGAUGUGCUGACCAGACUAAGCCCAGAUCACCCAGGAAUAUUGCUGAAGAACUUGAUCCAACCUUCAAAUCAAAAAGGGAAUUGAAUAAUGAUGUUUUUACAGAAUGUUCACAAGAAUUUCCAGUAUCCGCGCAGGCACACCCCGUCCCGGUGGGUGGUUUCUACGACUUCAUGGACGAUAGAGCGGAGCCAGCGUUUAUACCACCGACAAAGCGUCAGCCGGAGAAACUAGGGCGCAGCAAACCCAAAGACAAGAAGGAAGGCUGCAAACAGCAGUGACCUGCACUUCCCCCUAGCAGUCAUCUUACUUAUUGCCAAACUCUGUCCUGUCUCAAGUCAGCAUCGUGGAUCUCUUCAGUGUGCGUCAACACAAGUGGUAUUAACUCAUUCAGGGAUGAAGAAGAAGAUAAUCUGAUUUCUGCAUUCAUGUGCCUUAGGCAUUUCUUGACUCUAGAGAAUGGCUUUUUUUUUAUAUUGUCACACCAUGACUCCCAGGUUGGGCAAAUCAACGGAGAAAAACAAAAAAAAAAAAGCACAUAUUAGCUACAUAUUGUCUGAUCCGCAAGAGGAUUGCUAUUCAUAAUAUUAUUAUUAUUAUAAAUAUUAUUCUAAGCAGUGUUUUAGUUACUAUAAACAAGAGAAUGGAAUAUGAUAAUGACUCAUCGUAGCUUGCAUAUUUACACCAAUAUCUUAAUUUGUUUUUCGGUUCAUAGUGAAAAUGAUUGUGGAUGAUAAACCUGCAUCAAUUUGAAAAGAAAUCUUUACAGCAGACAAUUUUGUAAUAGUAUUACCAUGUGUUCUAUGAAAGUUCACUUUAUCUGUUGUACCGAACCACUGAUGUCACAUCCUUGGCACCCACAGGGAUGCUGGGAGUUGUAGUUCAGUAGCUAAAAUGCUCAGGCUGGACAUCAGAUUCCCAUUUCCCAAUCUUGGAAUUGCGGGAAAGGCAGCGUUUGAUAUGAGUACAACUUUUUGCACUGAUUUUUAUGUUUCUUUUGUUCAUUAUUCCAAUACUUUUUUGUGCUUUUGUGUAUAGAUUCCCAAAUGCCUUUAGAAUUUACUUUAAACAACAUUUUUUAUAUGAAAUACAAGCAGUAUUAUUUCUA